This is a messenger RNA of Durio zibethinus, 2271 nucleotides long. RefSeq names its product AZA-guanine resistant1 (gene AZG1). Gene Ontology annotation, molecular function: purine nucleobase transmembrane transporter activity. Gene Ontology annotation, cellular component: plasma membrane. The record is from RefSeq and is a predicted model, not a curated record. Gene Ontology annotation, biological process: guanine transport; transmembrane transport; adenine transport. Lineage: Eukaryota; Viridiplantae; Streptophyta; Magnoliopsida; Malvales; Malvaceae.
UGAACCUGUCAUGGUUCACACUAAAAAAUGUCUCAAAAAUCAAAAGAAUCGUAAUUUAUUUCGUCUUCAAAUUAAUUCUCAGAUACUUUUCCUACAUAAAAAGAUCCCUUCUUCUCACUUUUGCUCUAUAGAAUCUCUUCUCUUUUCUCCACUAAUCAUCUUUUUUCCAUCAAAUUUCCCAAAAAAAUUUAAAUUUCUAAACUUUUUUUCUCUUUUUUUUUUUUUUUGUUAAGCUUUCUUUGGGUAUUUGUUUAUUUAUAGAUAUAAAACCAUACUCUUUGCUGCUCAUCUGUUAACAAAGUUUGUUUCUUUUCAAGUUCCAUGGUCAUGGAACGUCACCCACGACCCAAUAGUUUCCUAACUCGCCUCAACUCGGCCGUAGCUAAAAGUCGGGUCGGGAAACGUUUCAAACUCGCUGAACGGAACUCGACUUUCACAACGGAGUUACGUGCCGGCACAGCCACUUUUCUUACCAUGGCUUACAUCUUAGCCGUCAACGCUUCUAUCCUCACCGACUCCGGAGGUCCCUGCAGCGUCUCAGAUUGCGUUCCUCUAUGUUCUGACCCUUCUGUUCCAUUAUCCAACUGCACUGGGUCAAAUCUCCGAGUCAUCCAGCCUGACGUGUCAUGCAAGUUCGACCCGGUCAACCCGGGCUACGCUUCAUGUUUGGAGAAAGUACGUAAAGAUCUCAUAGUAGCUACCGUUGCUUCUUCUCUUAUUGGUUGCCUAAUUAUGGGUGCUUUCGCCAAUUUGCCCCUGGCUUUGGCUCCAGGUAUGGGGACAAAUGCGUAUUUUGCCUAUACCGUAGUCGGGUUUCACGGGUCGGGUAAUGUCCCUUAUAAAAGUGCUUUAGCGGCAGUUUUUAUAGAAGGGUUGAUCUUUUUGUUCAUUUCAGCUAUUGGAUUCCGGGCCAAGUUAGCUAAGUUGGUUCCUAAACCGGUUCGCAUCAGUUCUUCUGCGGGUAUCGGGCUUUUCCUCGCGUUUAUCGGGUUACAAAAUAACCAAGGACUUGGGUUAAUCGGGUAUAACCCAUCGACCCUUGUAACUCUCGGAGGGUGCCCAAGUUCGUCGCGGAUUUCAGUUGCCCCAGUUUUAGCGGCGGCUAAUGGAACCGUUAGCUUAUUGCCAGGUGGUACAGUCUCGGGUGAUAUUUAUUGUCUACGUGACAGAAUGGAAAGUCCCACACUAUGGCUUGGAAUUGUGGGCUUUGUGAUUAUAGCUUAUUGCUUGGUGAAAAAUAUUAAGGGUGCUAUGAUUUAUGGUAUAGUAUUUGUAACGGCGGUUUCUUGGUUUCGUCACACAAAAGUGACGGCUUUUCCUAACACGGACGCCGGUGAUACUGCUUAUGAGUAUUUCAAGAAAGUUGUUGAUGUCCAUGCAAUUGAAAGUACAGCUGGGGCGUUGAGCUUUAAUACUAUAGGUAAAGGUUACUUUUGGGAGGCUUUGGUCACGUUUUUAUAUGUUGACAUAUUGGAUACAACAGGUACAUUAUAUUCAAUGGCUCGAUUCGCCGGCUUUACUGAUGAAAAUGGUGAUUUUGAGGGCCAAUAUUUUGCUUUCAUGUCAGAUGCCAUGUCAAUUGUUGUGGGAUCAUUGCUCGGGACAUCACCAGUGACGGCGUUCAUCGAAUCGUCGACAGGAAUACGAGAAGGGGGACGAACAGGGUUAACGGCAUUAACCGUGGCAGGGUAUUUUUUCCUAGCAUUUUUCUUCACCCCGCUUUUGGCGUCUAUACCGGCAUGGGCGGUGGGACCGCCGCUGAUCCUGGUGGGAGUGUUGAUGAUGAGAGCAGUGGUGGAAAUUGAGUGGGAUGAUAUGAGGCAGGCAAUCCCUGCUUUUGUGACAUUGAUUUUGAUGCCUAUGACCUAUUCCAUAGCAUAUGGGUUAAUUGGUGGGAUUGGAACUUACAUUGUAUUGCACAUUUGGGAUUGGGUGGCAGAGCUGUUGGUGAAGCAUGGAGUCACAAAAAGGAAUGGUGAUGCGGUCAAUGGGGCGCAUGAGCAAGCAACAGAGGAUGGAAGUGUAAAAGCAGUUGAACUUGAACGUGUUUAGGUCCCAAGGGGAAAGGACGUUUGAACCUUUUGUUUUUACACCUUCACUUUGCUUUUGUCUCUUUUGGACAAUAUCUUUCUAGGCUUCACAUUUGUAGAAAAAGAAAUAGGAUAAGAAAUGUGUUCACAUUUCACACAUAUAGACAUAAUUAGUAGUGAAUAUUUUUUAUGAAUUUGAUUGUUUUGUGAGAAUUUUCUUAAUUUUACUUUUUUAUUUAUA